Saccharomyces kudriavzevii IFO 1802 is the source of this 1986-nucleotide messenger RNA. It is a transcript of the gene RMD8, whose product is annotated as Rmd8p. The transcript has a single exon. The coding region runs from base 1 to 1986 and encodes 661 amino acids. The record is from RefSeq and is a predicted model, not a curated record. Lineage: Eukaryota; Fungi; Ascomycota; Saccharomycetes; Saccharomycetales; Saccharomycetaceae.
AUGAGUUAUAAGGCUAAUCAACCAUCUCCUGGGGAGAUGCCUAAAAGGUCACCUUCUAUCCUGGUGACAGAUGCAAGAACAUCGAAGAAGAGGAUGAGUGCACCUUUUGCCGGCCAUGCUGCUGGCAGCAGAAAGACCAUGGAGAACAAAGACCUUGCGAGGUCUCAAGGCGCUCGCUCUUCCAAUAUCGGGCCUUCUCCACUGCUGAAUCAACCUCAUCCGAGAAGGCGAUCGUCUGGUAGGUUUAGCGAUAUUUCCAUUGAUAACAUCCUCUCUGAUAAUUCAGGUAUUCCCUCCGCCAGAAGGGAGGAAAGACUCUCCAGCUCCUCAAGCGAUAGGCCCCGUCAUUAUGAGCGUUUGAAUUCCCAUAGAAAAAUGAUCAAUCCCUUACCUCCAAGAACAUCGAAGACGUCACAAAAGUUGGUUUUAAUACCUGAAGAUGAUGACCUGAACCACUUUAAAACAAUGCCAACAAAAGCAUUGGAUAGACAGAGGCCGAAGGUCGGUUCCAUGAGAACGAACUCUUUUGAUAGGCUACCUCGGCACUCGAGAGAGAAAUCUAUGGCAAGAAUCACCGCAUAUAACGUUGCGGACGGAUUUAAUCUGAAUCAUUUGUACAAAUUCCUGCAGGAUACUCACGAGGUCUCACCAAGAUUAUAUGAUGAAUGUUUAUAUGUGGCGUACACCUUACCACUACUGCCAGGUAAAGGCGGUUUCAGAAUAAAAUCAAACAUAUCGAAGAAAACAGUGGGUGGUAAGACAUUAAUCGAUAAUUUAAUAGACACAAGUGAACAAAGAGAUCACCAUUAUGAAUACUAUUCGGGAGUCGAGACCGUAGAAGACGCGAAUAAUAAUUAUGAGUUAGAAACCAACGGAGGUAACAAUACCACGAAUCAAGACACCACGAUAGUCCCUGACCAUUUGCCCAAUCCAGUUGGCCAACAGGACUCUUUCAAUCCUAUGGAGCCACAAUUUUUUGCAGAAGAGACUCCAUCAGAAAUAGAGAAUCGAGAAAGAACUGAAAGAAUCAACAUGUUGAAAAAAGAGGAGAAUGACGCCGAUGGUAAUGAUAAAGGUGGUAACAACGAUGAUAGUGAGAUUGAAACUUGUGCGGCUGAAGAUGUAGACCAGUAUGCACCAUCGUCUCGCUCAUCAGCGUCAUCGGCAUCAUCGGCAUCCACGCCAUCGCCUCCAUCUUCAUCACGGAAGGGUUUCAAUCGCGCAUACGAAAUGCGUAAGGACAACGAACAUGAAGGCAAUGAUAGACAUGCAGAAAUUUUCAUCUUUCACUAUGGCGUUAUCGUCUUUUGGAACUUCACUGAAAUUCAAGAGAAGAAUAUACUUGGUGAUAUAACAUUUGCGGACUAUAGGAACUUAACGAUUCGACCAUUGGAUGAACAAGAUAUCGAAACUGAACAGUUUCAUUUCGAAUAUGACAGGGAUACCGAGAGGCCGAGAAUUUUCAAUGAUAUUGUCACAUUGCGUUCAGGAGACCAUAUUAUCGAAUUGACAUUAUCACAUGCUAUCGCACAGUCUUCAAAAUUAUCGAGAUUCGAAUCCAGAAUUUCACCAAUCUUGAUAUCGGUUACCAAAUUACCAAAAAGAUUGGCACUGUACGGUACCCUCGGGUUAAAAAGGGAACAGCUUUUGAAAAAAUCAGGGAAGCUUUUCAAGUUAAGAGUGGAUGUGAACCUUUCAUCCACCAUAUUGGAUACACCUGAAUUUUUUUGGUCGUUCGAACCAAGUUUGCAUCCACUUUACGUGGCAAUGAGGGAGUAUUUGGAAAUCGAUCAAAGAGUACAGGUAUUAAAUGAUCGUUGUAAAGUUUUUUUGGAGUUCUUUGACAUCUGCGUCGAUUCCGUCGCUGAAAGAAACAUGGCUCGCGUUACAUGGUGGUUUAUCCUUGUCAUUUUAUUUGGAGUCAUAUUUUCAUUAACAGAAAUUUGCGUGCGCUAUGUAAUUAUACAUCGUCAUACCACUACAUAG